Messenger RNA from Gekko japonicus, 4610 nucleotides. It is a transcript of the gene SIPA1L3, whose product is annotated as signal-induced proliferation-associated 1 like 3. The annotation marks the transcript as partial. The transcript has 16 exons. Lineage: Eukaryota; Metazoa; Chordata; Lepidosauria; Squamata; Gekkonidae. Gene Ontology annotation, cellular component: cytoplasm; Golgi apparatus; plasma membrane. Gene Ontology annotation, biological process: epithelial cell morphogenesis; activation of GTPase activity; regulation of small GTPase mediated signal transduction. The record is from RefSeq and is a predicted model, not a curated record. Gene Ontology annotation, molecular function: GTPase activator activity; protein binding.
AUCUGUUUACAGUCCGGACGUGACGGACGAUGGAUGUGUGACUGAUGCCUGGCGUUGGGGAAGUGAGUUAAGCCAACCGAAGGAGGGCCUCCCCCAUUUGGAUGAACAGUAAGGAUGGCCCAGAAAACAUCCCGGCAGCGCCCGUCUCUGGAGUAGCCGAGAGCGUGGGGAGAAGGCCCGGGCCACAGCUCCGUCCAGCCAAUGUGGGUGCUCAAGCGCUACCGUCCCUGGCGAUGGCACGAGGCAGGCGCCCGGCAGCGAGUCCUCCAGCGGGCUGUGGCGCGCCGGCGGCCGAGGGCGCCUUCCUUCCCGGCAGCGGCUGAGGCCUGCGUGCCCCGAUGGAGAUGAGCGGUGCCUUCCGGCCGGGCGCAGGAGUCAGUGCUGCCUUGGGACUAUGACCUCGUAUCGACCUGUUCGCGAGAGCGGAGAUGUUGGGGGGCCCGGCUUGAAAGGCGGCGACUACUACUCCCUGGGAUUCUGGGCUCAGAAUGGCUGCGCGAGGCACCUCGAGGGCCCCGCGGCCCCGCGGCUGGCCACCGCGACCCCGGCCAUGCCCAAGAUGGGCGUCCGGGCCAGAAUCGCCGACUGGCCUCCCAAGAGAGAAGGGCUGAAGGACCCCGCCCCACCCCGAGACCCGGAGGCCCCGGCCCCCGUGCCGCCGCGGGGCUUCCAGAACGGGCAGCCUCCGGGCGGGGCCGUCCCCUCGGGGUUCAGAGGCUUCCAGCGCCUGGCCCGGCGGAGGUCCAAGGAUGCCGAGUUCCAGGACAGCUGGCUCCCCUCCCCGGCCCGGGGGCUCCUCCCGCUGCGGAACCGGAGCAGCAGCGAGAUCACCCUCAGCGAGUGCGACCUGGACGAGGCCUUUGAGCCCCGGGGGGCCCGGCUGGCCGGCGGCCUGCCCCUCUUCCGCGAGUAUGGGAGCACCUCCUCCAUCGACGUGCAGGGCAUCUCCGAGCAGAGGUUCUACGACAUGCUCCGGGAGUUCCGCGGCGGGACCCUGCUCCCCCAGCCGCUGGAGCCUGGCCGGGCCUCCCAGGGGGGCAGGGCCGAAGCCAGGGACAGUCAGGGGCUGCCCCUGCCGGGGGACGAGUCCUCCCUGCAGCACAAGGAGAAGUCCCGCAAGAAGGGCCCCAAGGCAGAGGCAGGCGGCGGGGGGGAGUCCAUCUUCCGGAAGCUGCGGAGCGGGCGGGGGGAGCAGGAGGCCAGCAGGGCCCUCUCGGACCCCGAGGAAGGCAAGGGCCCGGAAGGGGGCCGCGCCUGGCUGUGCCCGAAGAGCUUUGCCCACUACGACACCCAGAGCAUGCUCUUCGACCUCAACGCGGUGGUGGCCCGGCGGGCCUACGUGGCCCAGAGGAGGAACACUGCCACAGGGGCCUCCGCCGCCUCCGCCGUCUCGGCCGCCGUCUCCCGGUCCUGCGGCCUGGGGAGCCUGGAGCCCCCCGCCGCCGCCUUCCUCAGCACCGAGGAACUGAGCUACAAGGAUAACCUGGAGCCCGACCCCGGGGACGACAACAGCAACGCCCUCCUGCUCAGCUGCCCGCACUUCCGCAACGAGACCGGCGGCCAGCAGGAGCGCAACAUCAGCUUUUCCCGGGCCUCCGCCGGCUCCCCGGGGGGCGGGGGCGGGGAGGGCAGCCCAGAGCAGGCCUGUCCCGCCACCUACUAUCGAUCUACUUUCUGUGCACUGAGGACAGAGCAUUCCAACUACUUUGGGGUGGACGAGAAGCUGGGGCCCGUGGCCGUCAGCCUCCGGCGCGAGAAGCUGGAGGACCACCGGGAGCACGGGCCUCAGUACCAGUACAGGAUCAUCUUCCGCACCAGCGAGCUCUGCCGAAAGCACAAGGUGGGCAUCUUGUACUGCAAGGCUAGCCAGAGCUCGGAGGAGGAGAUGUACAACAACGAGGAGGCCGGCCCGGCCCUGGAGGAGUUCCUGGAGCUGCUCGGGGAGAAGGUGUGCCUCCGCGGCUUCAGCAAGUAUGCCGCCCAGCUGGACACCAAAACCGACUCCACGGGCACGCACUCCCUCUACACGACCUACCAGGGCUACGAGAUCAUGUUCCACGUUUCGACGAUGCUCCCUUACACCCCCAACAACAGGCAACAGCUGCUCAGAAAGAGGCACAUCGGGAACGACAUCGUCACCAUCAUCUUCCAGGAGCCGGGGGCCCUGCCCUUCACCCCCCAGAACAUCCGCUCCCACUUCCAGCACGUGUUCGUUAUCGUUCGGGCCCAGAACCCCUGCACCGAGAACGUUUGCUACAGCGUGGCCGUGACCCGAUCCAAAGACGUCCCACCCUUUGGGCCAGCCAUCCCAAGCCGAGCCACAUUCCGCAAAUCGGACGUCUUCCGAGACUUUCUGCUGGCCAAGGUGAUCAACGCCGAGAACGCCGCCCACAAGUCAGACAAGUUCCACACCAUGGCCACCCGCACGCGCCAGGAGUACUUGAAAGACCUGGCGGAGAACUGUGUCACCAGCACCCCCAUCGACUCCACGGGGAAGUUCAACCUGAUCUCCCUGGCGUCCAAGAAGAAGGAGAAGACGAAGGCCCGGGCAGGGGCAGAGCAGUACAGCACGGGGGCCAUUGCCUGGAGGGUCUGGGCCCAGGACUACACCCAGGGGGUGGAGAUCGGGUGCGUCCUGGGCGUCUCCAACGAGUUCGUCGUCCUGUUGGACCUGGCCGCCAAGGAGGUGGUGUUCAACUGCUUUUGCGCGGACGUGAUCGGCUGGACGCCGGACUCUUUUGCCAUCAAGGUCUUCUACGGUCGCGGGGACCACGUCUUUGUCCGGGCCCUGGAGAGCAACCCAGACGACAUCAAGGAGAUUGUGCAGAGACUGAAGGUGAUGACUUCCGGCUGCGAGACGGCGGAGAUGACCCUGCGGAGGAACGGCCUGGGCCAGCUGGGCUUCCAUGUGAAGUUCGACGGGACGGUGGCGGAGGUGGAGGAGUACGGCUUCGCCUGGCAGGCGGGGCUGCGGCAAGGCAGCCGGCUGGUGGAGAUCUGCAAGGUGGCCGUUGUCACCCUCAGCCACGACCAGAUGAUCGACUGGCUGCGCACCUCCGUGACGGUCAAGGUAGUCAUCAUCCCCCCGCACGAGGACGGCACGCCCCGCAGGGGCUGGGCCGAGACCUUCAAAGCGAGCACCACGGAGCCCAAGGUGGAGCCAGAGAGCCUGCCGGUGGGCUUCCGGCCCCCCUACCGCAGCCACUCGGCCUGGCAGUGGACUGGGUCGGCCACUCACGGCUCCUCGCAGGCCUCCAAGUGGGGAGAGCAGCCCGCCCCCGGCCACGGCCAGUCACAGUCCCUCACGAGGACCCCGAAACAGAACGCGGCGGCUCCGUACCGAGAGACACAGCCGCUGCACGGCAAGAGGCCGGUGAGCUUCCCGGAGACUCCCCACGCCGCGGCGGCUACACCAGCCGGAGCCGAGCGGGCACAAGCUUACCGGCAGCCCUCUGGCAGCUUUUCCAUACCAGCAUCUUCUGGAACGGCCUAUUCGCGGUACAAGCAUUCUCCAGACAGAUACGCCACCUCCUGCCCACGGCCCCUGGCGCCCUUCGACCCGCUGCACGGCCAUGAGGUGACCUCCAACGGAGACUCCUCCCCAGGGGGGCUGGCCAGCCAGGAGAGCACCAUGGAGAGGCCCAAGCCCGAGCCGCUGUGGCACGUGCCGGUGCAGAACCGACUAUCCGCCGCUUCCGGGAGCAGCGUGAGCAAGCGGACGGGCAGGCAGGAGCCGGCAGGCAAGGAGUCUCCCAACCGACACUCCAAAGGCGAGGGGCCGUCCUCCAGCAGCCACUCCAGCAGCAACACCCUCUCCAGCAACGCCUCCAGCAGCCACAGCGACGAGCGGUGGUUCGACACCCCCGACCCCGCCGAGGCCGACCCAGAUCCCCUGGCCAAAGGGGGCUCCAGCGACAGCGGCAUCGACGCCACCAGUGCCAAAUCCUUGCGCCGGGACAAGAUGCCGACGGUCUCUCCCCCCUACGGGGCUGCCCUGCAUCACGGCGACGAGCGGUGGUUCGACCCCCCCGACCCCGCCGAGGCCGACCCAGAUCCCCUGGCCAAAGGGGGCUCCAGCGACAGCGGCAUCGACGCCACCAGUGCCAAAUCCUUGCGCCGGGACAAGAUGCCGACGGUCUCUCCCCCCUACGGGGCUGCCCUGCAUGAGGGCGGCUGCCAGAGGAGGGAGUCGUCGCCCGGGGUCAGCUCCGGUGGGCAGAGCCGGGGCUACCGCCCCAAGGCCUUCGGCGUGGGCGCCAGCAGCGUGGCUGGCCGGAGCGGCGGCAGCAAUAACAACCCCUUCAAACAGCCAAGGCAGGUCUUUCCCCUUCCUGUGCCGGCUCAUCUCACUCGAGAGGCUGUUUAUGAGACAUACACACGAGGACACUCAGGAGCACAGUCUAGAUUCUCCCCCCAGAAAACUAUCCAGCGAACGCUGUCGGACGAGAGCCUGUGCAGCGGGCGCCGCGACGCCACCUACGCCAGCGCCUACGGCUUUGAGCAGCCCCUGCCCGGCGACGUCCUCUUCACCAGCACCUUCCCCUCCAGCACUCUGCCGGUGCGGAGGCAGCACCCGCCCCCCGGCCCGGGGAGGGGCCCCGAGAAGAAGG